Molecule: messenger RNA, 6695 nt
Organism: Peromyscus californicus insignis
Lineage: Eukaryota; Metazoa; Chordata; Mammalia; Rodentia; Cricetidae
Gene: Znf219
Product: zinc finger protein 219
Exons: 4
Coding region: 4064-6235 (723 amino acids)
Biological process (GO): regulation of DNA-templated transcription
Cellular component (GO): nucleus
Molecular function (GO): RNA polymerase II cis-regulatory region sequence-specific DNA binding; DNA-binding transcription factor activity, RNA polymerase II-specific
Source: RefSeq, a predicted model, not a curated record
GGAUGGGGGUGCUUCUCUGUGUGUCCCAAACAAAGUGUCACAAAGAGCUCGGCCCGCGGCAGCCGCGGAGGCGGCUGUAACUCCGCUUUUGUUCUCCUGGCCCGGGGUAGCUGAGCUCUGGCCUCCCUAUCUCCCAACCCUGCCCCCAUCGCCCUCCUGGAUUAUUUUCCGCGCGUGGAGUGUGGGGUGCGCUGGUGGAGUCCCUCGUGUGCGAUCACAGGUCCUGCUCCGCUUGCCUACCAGUUUUUGAGAGGGAUAUUUUCCCAGAGGGUCUCCUACCCACCUCCCAGCCUGAGGACUGAGGCUCGUGCAGGCACAAACACUGACUUUUUAUGGGCCAGCUCCAGUUAAAGGGACUGAAGGCUGUAUAUUUGCACCCCCGCCCCCCAAUCCAGGCGCCUUCAGAACUUUCAGAAUCGGGGUCAAGUUAGGACAUGCUAGAACAUGGGUCUAGGAUAAGAUUGUGUGUGUGUGGGUUGUACCUCCCUCUCACCUCUCGAUAGUUAUUUGGGAGCCCAUGACUGAAAUUUCAUGCCCCCCUAUCCCUUUUCCAAGAACUCACUCCAAAAAGGUGUCAAGGUUCAGUGUAGUGUGGAUUUGAAGCUGCUCUCAGCAGUGAGGGUCAGGGAGCCAUGGGAGACUCUGGAAGUGAGAUGUUGGCAUGUGUGUGUUCUCCAGGUGGUCUUGACUCUGGACAGUCUAAUAAGCCCCUUUUCCAUUUAAUCUCAUCUGUCGAAGUGGUUCAUAUUCAUUAGCUAAUUUAGGAGAGGGGAGAUUGCCAAAAGGAAAGAAAAAAAAAAUCAUGUGUUGGGGAUGACCAGAGGCAGAGGCCUACUUACAGCUAGGCCCCCGGGACCCUGAUCCUUUGCUACUGAACACUUGACCUUAAAAUACUUUGAAUCACAAGAUUUGGGGUGGGGGUUGGGGGAAUCUUCUUGGUCCUUGUUCUGUAAGUCUUCACCCUCCGCCCCUCCGUAAGGUUUGGUGGUCCAUACCCGCUUUGCCUCAGCUCUCCUAGCAGGUAAAAGUAAUUGGCCUGUUGCUUUGGAAAUAUUUCUAAUUUGUAACUCCGGUCCUGCAUCUCUGCAAAAAUACAAACAGGAGCAAGAUAACCCCUGACUCCCUCUGGGUGUGGAAAGUAGGUCAUUGCUACUCUGGCCAAGGCUCAGGGGUGGUGUUUAAGCCUUGAGUAUAGAAAAAUGUGAGGAUUGUCCACAGACAAUGCAUGUCUGACUUGGGUUCCAAACCAGGUCACAGACUCUGUCUCUGUUGGUGCUCUUCCCUAUUGAGAACAAUUUAUGAGAUCUGGUGCCUGAGACCUGGUUUGAUGGAGAGAUACGGAAGCCAUCUUGACUGGGCCUAGGAGGUCUCGGUGGAUUUUCCUGAUUUUAGGCCACCUUCUGGGAAACUGCCCCUGAGGAGAAAUUCAGCUUCCAUUUGUGCCUUCUUAUGUGUCGCUGCUUUCUGGAAACUGCUACAUGCAAAAGUGUGGGGUUUGUUGUUGUUCAGGGGAGGAAGCCUUGCUCUGUUUCUGCUCUUUUUGCCUCAGGUAUUAGGCCAUUUUCCUAUGAGACAUUUUGCUUGGUGUUUUACAGGCAGUUUUAGAGGCCCUAGAAUCUUCUCAGGAUCAGAAUAUGUGCCCAUAGGUUAGUCAGCUAUGACCAUGCAGUAUUCACACACACACACACACACACACAUACACACACACACACACACCCCUCCCAGCCAUCUGCUUCCUCUGAAUAUACCAGAUUGGCUGUACACCAGGAUGUUCCGGGAAUCCCCAGGAAAGCAACAGAAUGUGAUGGACUCAAAUACGAUGCCUCAGUAACUCAUUCCAGGAUGUACAAACUGUAACUGUUAUGACAUUCUGUAUAGCUAAUUAAAAUUUUUCUAGGUAUGUGUAUUUUCCAUUCUAUUCUCAAUGACAUCCAAAAGGCCAAAGUAAUUCCUCUGAUACCCCUCCAUAGCUUCUCUGAUACUCCUCCAUAGUUCCCAAAUAGGACUCGCCCCCCUCCCCCAUUCACUAGUUUCUGUGUCCUCUCUUUAGUGCUAAAAUGGCCAAUGUGGCCUCUCUAGCACUUCCUAGCUCUGUCUGUGAUACCGAGGUAGCCAAAGUGGCCACUCUAGUAGCCCACUGCACUCUCCAUGGUACUGAAGGAAUGGCCAUUUGUUUUAACUUCUCUUUGGGGGUGGGGGCAGAAGAGUCUUGUGACUUAAAACCACACAACUUUCAAGUUGGCAGGGACUACAAAUGUAAAUUUAUUAUAGCUCAUUUCAUAGACGGUAAACUGAGAGUAAGUGAUUUACCCAAGGUUGUAAGACACACGCUUACAAUAGCCUUGUACCCCUUAGAUCCACUCUAAUUCACCUUUAUGCAGUUUUCAGUGAGCCUGGCCAGGCUGUUGGUCCCAAUUAAGGGCUUAUUUGGAGGCUUCAUGGGACAAGCAUGGAUGCCUGAAUCUCGACCUACAGAAACACACAUACUAAGUGACGGUGGUUGUCUAGUGAUGCUUGGGCAGGGCAUUUUGUAAUUUAUCUGUUAAUGCUCUCAAAGGUCAGAUUCUGCAUGUAACAGGUGUUUGCCCCCUCAUAGAGUCUUGCCACAUCCACUCAGUGUUGAAAAUUAAAGCUUUGAACCCCAGACUCUUUUCUUUGCUGAUAAGCAGGGCUAACUCCUGACCCAGUUCGCUUCAAUUAAAGAUUUGUAAGUAAAGUAAUGCUUGAGUCCUUUUCUUUCUUAGUAACCCAUUUCAGUUUCAUAAUUCUCAUUGUAAGGAAGUUCUUUAUCAAAUAUUAUGUCUGAGGUUUUAAAAAAAGAAGCUAGGCCCAAGUUCAUUUAGCCUGAACAAGACACAAUUCUACAUGGAAGGAGGAAGGUAGAUGGGAUGAGAUGACUUCUGGUCAUCCCCUGAAGUCUAAUUCCAUGACCUUGUCAGCGGUGAAAUAUCAGGAGAACCUCCCCUCACCACCCUCUCCCUCUACUCUCCUCUUCCCUGCCCAGUACAGCACUUGUCAGGGAUAGGGAAUUUUAGAUGGAGAAUUUUAACCCCUUCCUGCUCGGAGCAUGUGUGGAUCCCCCUAUCUGUGCAGAUGGCAAGGCCCCGCCCCCCGUCCCUCACUCCAGCCUCUUGAGCUCAGAGCCAGUGUAAUCCUCCUCUUGUGUGAGGAAGCCUCUCCCCUGCAGAGAGGAGGAAAGCCUGCCUCGGAACAGCUCUGGACAAAGGGGCUGAGAUGCCCCAUCAAACCACAGCCUCCAAGGUUUGAAACGGGGUGAAACCUAAGUGGGAUCUGCAGUUUUUAACCCCUUCCCUAGGCUGGUAGUGCCCCUUAACUUCCACGCCUCCCCCAACUCUCUUCAUUCCCUCUGUAGCUGGCUCUCCCUUCAUGCCCCUCCCCCUCUGCCUCCAGACUCUGCUGCUGGGAGGUGUUUCUCUCCCAUGCAUGAAUGAGUCUCUGUAAUGAAUGGAAAUGAAUGGAUCAGGAAUCCAGGAAGGGGGAGGGGGAGGAGGAAAGACCAGAAGACUGGUGCCGGCAAAAGCAAGGAGGAGGGACCUGGAGGGAUUUUGGCUGACUGGCCCCGGGUCUGAGAGGAGCUGGUCCCACUUGGAUAGCAGGAGUAUGGCUAGCCCUCCACAUUUGUUUAUCCCGUGGCACAGCCCAAUGCAAGUGGAAGAGGGGUAUACUAUGAUGGCCUCCCACAUUGUGUGUGCGUGUGCGUGUGCGUGUGUGUGUGUGUGUGUGUGUGUGUGUGUGUGUGUGUGGUGGUUCUGGACUAGGGGAGGAAUUCUGGGUGUGUCAUACAAAUUGGCAGAUGGAGGGGUGCAAGUUUUGAGGACAGCAGAUAGGAAGCAUGUGAUGCAUCCAGAUCCAAGCAGGAAGAAGGGACGAGUUUUAGGAAUACAGGCUGCAAGGUGGGGCGACUUUACUGCUGAAAGCCAGGGCUCACCUCUCCUCCAAUCAAUCUGUCUUGUUUUAGCACCUCCGCACCUGUUGCCUUCAUUAGCAGCUUUUCCUUCCUCCUCCUUCCAAUCCUCAGAACCAAAGAAUGUGAAGGGGGUCCAUGGAGGGCUCACGUCCCCGCGUCUUGGUCGGCCACCUAGAGCCUUCCCCACCAGCCUUCGACGGCGAGCUGGAUCUGCAGCACUACUCCAACGGACCAGGUGUGAGCGCCGGGUCUCCUGGGAUGGGAGCAGUGGGCUGGACUGAGACUCGUGCAGGCGAACGGCGCUUCCCCUGUCCUGUGUGCGGAAAGCGCUUCCGAUUCAAUUCCAUCCUGGCUUUGCACCUGCGAGCCCACCCGGGUGCCCAAGCCUUCCAGUGUCCACAUUGUGGCCACCGCGCAGCGCAGCGGGCUCUGCUGCGCUCACAUCUCCGAACGCACCAGCCCGAGCGUCCACGAAGCCCUGCUGCACGGCUGUUGCUGGAGUUGGAGGAACGCGCCCUACUACGUGAAGCCCGACUGGGGAGAGCCAGAAGCUCAGGGGCCAUGCAGGCUACCCCUGCCGCAGAGGGCCUGGCGCGCCCUCAGGUUCCUUCCUCGUCUGCCUUCCCUUGCCCUUUCUGCAAAGGCAAGUUUCGCACCUCGGCGGAGCGGGAACGCCACCUGCAUAUCCUGCACAGGCCCUGGAAGUGCAGCUUGUGCAGUUUUGGCUCCAGCCAGGAGGAGGAGUUGCUGCACCACAGUCUGACGGCCCACGGGGCUCCCGAGCGCCCCCUGGCGGCUACUUCUACGCCCGAACCCCAGCCUCCACCUCAGCCAGAACCCAGAUCUGCCCUUGAGCCUGAGACUGAACCUGAACCUAGGCCAGAGCCUGAACGGGAGGCGAACCCGGCGCCGACUCCUGCACCUCCAGAGGAACCCCCUGCGCCACCUGAGUUCCGAUGCCAGGUGUGCGGCCAGAGCUUUACGCAGUCCUGGUUUCUCAAGGGUCACAUGCGCAAGCACAAGGCCUCCUUUGAUCAUGCGUGCCCCGUGUGUGGCCGCUGCUUCAAGGAGCCCUGGUUCCUUAAGAACCACAUGAAGGUGCACACCAGCAAGCUGGGUCCUUUGCGUGCCCCGGGGCCUGGCUCUACGCCUGCCAGGGCCCCUCAGCCUCCUGACCUGAGCCUCCUGGCUUAUGAGCCACUGGGCCCUGCGCUCCUCCUGGCCCCAGCACCCACCCCGGCUGAGCGCCGAGAGCCCCCGAGCCUCUUAGGCUACCUGAGUGUACGAGCUGGGGAGGUACGACCCAAUGGUGAGGGUGCCGACCCUGGAGCUGGCCGAAACUAUGGAGGAUUCCGCCCGCUGCCUUCAGCUCUUCCCAAUCGGGCUCGGCGACACCGCACAGAGGAACCGGAGGAGGAAGAAGAGGUGGUGGAGGCGGAAGAGGAGAGCUGGGCCCGGGGCAGGUCGCUGGGCACUCUGACUUCCCUGCACCCCCACCCAGGUGAGGGGUCAGGACAGUCCGCACCUGCCGUGGGGGCCCAGGCAAGAUCCACGGUCACCCAAGAAGAAAAUGGGCUGCUGGUUGGAGGGACCCGAAACGAAGCGGGCCGUGGGGCCACUGGCAAGGAUUGCCCCUUCUGUGGAAAAUCUUUCCGCUCUGCGCAUCACCUGAAAGUGCACCUCCGCGUGCACACAGGUGAGCGUCCCUACAAGUGUCCACACUGCGACUAUGCCGGUACCCAGUCGGGCUCACUCAAGUAUCACCUUCAGCGUCACCACCGAGAGCAGAGAAGCAGUGCAGGUCCUGGGCCUCCUCCAGAACCCCCGCCCCCUUCCCCGCGGGGCUCAGCCUCACUGCAGCAGCAGUCGGGAGCCAAGCCAACUCAGGCCUCUGCCACCUGGGUGGAGGGCACUCCAAGUACCCGGCCUCCGAGCAGCACCGGACCAGGGUCCCGUAGGAAGCCUGCCAGCCCCGGGAGGACCCUGCGCAACGGGAGAGGUGGUGAGGCUGAACCCCUGGACCUGUCCCUACGGGCAGGCCCGGGAGGUGAGGCCGGGUCAGGGGGUGCCCUUCACCGCUGCCUCUUCUGCCCCUUUGCCACUGGAGCCCCUGAGCUCAUGGCCUUGCAUCUGCAAGUACAUCACAGCCGUAGGGCUCGGGGCCGCCGGCAGCCCCGAGCUGACACGUCUCCGCCCUAUGUCCGAGCAGCGUCGGGAGAGACGCCUCCCAGCCCUCCACUAGAAGAGGAGGGCAGUCCUGGGCUGUCUAGAUCUGGAGAGGCAGGUCUUGGGGGGCAAGAACGGUAGGAGGGAGCCCUCUUAGGAGUGAUUAGCUUAGUAAGCUUACCCCGCAGGAGCGGGGAAGUGCUAGAGGUAGUUGGGUAGAGCAGCCAGCAGGGAGCAGUGUGGGACCCGUAUCCCAGCCCAAGGUGGACCAAGAGGUAAAGUGGGCAGUGGGUGAAGGAGGGUGGGCCAGCUGUACCCACCCAGCCCAGGGGAGUCACAGUGCCUUAGAAGUGGCAGAGGGGAGGGUCAAAGAGCGGGGUCCUAGGGCUGGUAGAGGAUGUGUUCCUGGUGAGGAGCUACUCUGCCAGUUUCUGCUGGUCCAUAGGCAUGAGAGUUUAUUUUUGUAUAAGGGGUGGGGGUGGGGGGCACUGUACCCUUCUAGCCCUAUCAGGGGCCCUGUAGACGUUGCUAUUUUUGGUACGAUUCCUGUCAUCCCUGUUGAAGAGUCAUGUCCCCAAUAAACAGGUGUCUUGAGGCACAA